This is a messenger RNA of Acanthamoeba castellanii str. Neff, 1146 nucleotides long. Its product is annotated as Amz2 protein. NCBI's taxonomy places the organism in Eukaryota, Discosea, Longamoebia, Acanthamoebidae. The transcript has 10 exons. Gene Ontology annotation, molecular function: metallopeptidase activity. The coding region runs from base 1 to 1146 and encodes 381 amino acids. Gene Ontology annotation, biological process: proteolysis. The record is from RefSeq and is a predicted model, not a curated record.
AUGAAGGGCGCCAAGAAGAAGUACGGACCCAGGGGGUUCAUCCCGCCGGACCGCAACCAGCGCCUCGCCGCCGUGGCACUCCCCCGACUGGCCGCGGCCAAGGUUGAUGAGAGGAGCCGGCGACUGCACGCCUACCUCGAAGAGGCCGUCCAGGACGAGACGGCCUUCCGCCCCAUAACCAUUCCCCAACCGGGGCAGUGGCUGAGCGACAAUUUCGAGCCCGGCCAGCCGGUGAAGAAGUACAUCAAGUCGGCCCACACUCUCACCACACCCAAGGGCCGCAGCGGCCCGCCCCUCGAGGAGCUGCUGCGCUUCGGGGAGGCCUACCUGCAGAUGCCGAUGGCCCUCCUGCCGGGCCUCCACCUGCGGCCGAGCGACAGACAGCGCGAGACCCACCUUCAGGUGGACUUCCCGCCCGAGCUGCGGCCACGGAGUGCGGCGGCGAGGGAUCAGGAGAUCAGGUGGCGCUGGCACCACGAGCACACUAAGCGCAAGCAGCUUUCGACGCGCGACAUCCACUCGCUCCUCCGCUCCGUGCUCCCCGAUGACGGCUUUUGCUUGAUCGCGCUCCUGAUGGACGAUCUGUUCCCUACCGACAACCCCAAGAGCUACGUCGCCGGCGAAGCCGACAGGUCCAACAGGUCGGGCGUGUUCAGCUUCUCCCGGUUCCAUCCAGGCUUCUUCACCGACGAGGAGGAAUUGCGGAGGCUGGCACCCAGCGAGAAGGCCGUUCUCCUUCGCCGAUCCUGCAAACUCAUGGUCCACGAGCACUGCAUUCACUACCUGUGCAUCAUGAACGGGACGAAGGGCCUGACGGAAGGCGCCGGCAAGCCGACCCACCUGUGCCCGUGUUGCCUGCACAAGGUGUUCCUAUUCAGCUGCCGACAGAAACCGGAGGGCUUCGACGUUGAGCAGCGCUACCUGCAACUGGCCGAGUUCUUCCGAGAGCACGCGGACGGAUUCGAGCGAGAGCUGGCGUGGACGGCCACAGAGCUGUCGCGUCUGGAACAGUGCCUGCCUCGGCCCAGGAGAACGCACCCCGCCAUGACUACGUCAUCGGCCGCCGCGGCACCGACCAGCGGGGAAGAAGGGGCGGAGGAGGAAUGCAAUGAAGAAGAAGAGGGAGAAGAGGAAGAGGGCCAAUGA